AUGGCUAAUAGUCCUUUGGUAUUCUUCAAUUCUGCCUUCUAUCAUUUGGUUAAAUCCUCAAGUGCCACACCAAAGGAUGGACAGAAGAAAGCUUUGGUGUGGAAGUUGUCCCCGUUUAGAAUUGAUUUUUCUUGUUCUUCAUUUCAAUCGUUCUUGGAUGGUUGGAAGUUUUUGGUGAACCAAGCUAUUUCUUCAACUGGUAAAUCGGUUGUUCUCAGUUUGAUUUCAUUUUGUGUUUGGUGUAUUUGGAAGGCUCGGAAUCGAAUGGUGUUUGAGGGGGUGUUAUGGAGCCCGGGGAAGGUGGUGGAGAAGGCCACCACAAGUUUUUGGGAAUUUAGGGAGGCUAAAUCCCAAUGCAAAAAAUUGGAUAAUGCUAUUUCCCCACCCUUUUCGAUUUGUUGGGUGCCUCCUGACCACAGGUUUUUCAAAUGUAAUAUUGGUGCCAAUUUUGUUCCAAGCUCUUGUCGUGGUAGUGGUGGCGCCGUGUUUAGGGAUUCUCAAGGUUUUAUUAUUCAUGCUGUGGUUUUUAGACCUUUCUUUGCUUCCUCGGCAAUGGUCGCGGAAGCUUGUGCAUUUCAACGUGCUAUUUUUUGGCCCUCCUCCCUAGGCUAUAAUUGUUUGUGUUUUGAAUUAGAUGCCAAUGUUGUUGUUGAUGCUGUGGUGGGACAAUCAGAUUAUCCUUCUGAGAUUGCAACUCUUUGUUUUGAUAUCAAGGACGACCUUAAAUCUUUUUCUUCUGUUUCUAUUAAUCAUGUUUGUAGAUUGGGUAAUCAGGUGGCUCAUGCCCUUGUGGUUUUUUCUCGUGCCUGUAUGCCUAAAGAUCGGGUGUUGAUUCCUCUUCCGUUUCAGAUUGUGGCUUUAGCUAGGGAUGAUGCGUUGGGUCUUGUUCCUUAG
Molecule: messenger RNA, 894 nt
Organism: Cornus florida
Lineage: Eukaryota; Viridiplantae; Streptophyta; Magnoliopsida; Cornales; Cornaceae
Exons: 2
Coding region: 1-894 (297 amino acids)
Molecular function (GO): nucleic acid binding; RNA-DNA hybrid ribonuclease activity
Source: RefSeq, a predicted model, not a curated record